This is a messenger RNA of Pedinophyceae sp. YPF-701, 1209 nucleotides long. The record is from the annotation of a GenBank genome assembly. Lineage: Eukaryota; Viridiplantae; Chlorophyta; Pedinophyceae.
AUGUGGCAGAGGCGCAUUGUUUUCGCGCCUCUCGCUGGCGAGCUCUGGGGACAUGCGGGCUCGCGGCGGCUGGUCUACGAACUCGAGAACGGUUCGCCCAAGGCUUUGAACAUCACAGGCGAUCAGGUCGACAUCGUCAUCGACCUUGGACUGCUCGGACGCGUCGGACGGACGGGGGUCACGCUCCACACGGCGCAGGGCAGUGCGUUUGCAGAUUCGUCCAAUCUUGCGGCAGGUCUGUCCGCCGCGCUCGAGCAGAACGGCCUGACGACGUCGACCGAGCAAGGCGUUCCGACGAUCAGCCCUGCACAGACGUUCCUUGCUAUGCGCAGUUCCAUCCGCGUCGUGUCCCUGAACGAUUUCGGAAGUAGCAUCGACUAUGCCUUCCUUGGGUCGUCGUACGACACCGAUGGAGCUGUGCUUCCCGACUAUGACGCUCUUGGGAACGUGGCUUGCUCGGUGGCAAAGUACUUGCUUGACGAGACACGCGCAUCGCAAGCUGGCGCGGAGGCCGUCGAGUGUGGCGCGGCGCCGUCGUACGUGCGGCAGUGGGCGGGAUGUCUGAAUCAAGGCGCCGGGUCGGCGGACUGCCGGGCGCUCACUGCCGACCUGUUGCAAUUGAUCGGCACCACUCCCGGCUUCCCGGGCAUCCUGCAAAAUGGAGCCGACGUCGAUGGACCUCGCCGGAAGACAGACAUCGCCCGACUCUUCUGGAAUGCGUUCGGACGCUACUUCGGGACGCCGACGGAGCGCAUUUGCGACCAGCUCGGGAACAACCCUUGCCAGGGGGGCGAACAGUGCAUCGGUUGGCUGCACCAGCGGAGUUUCCCUGAUGGGGCGGGCACAUGCACGGCCACCUCGGUCCAGUACGUGCCCGGGUACAGCCCGCGGCUCCAGUGGGACCCUGCGGCCCGAAACGGUGGUGGCUGGUGGACGGUGCGGGCCACGGCUCAGAUUCAGCGCUCCGGGGGCGUCGACCACGCUGAGGAUGACAUCUUCACCGAGUCCUACUGGCCGAAAGACCCGGAAAUGGAGUUUUACCUCAAGGAGAGAGAGUCGACUGACGUCGCUGUGCUCGCCGUGUCGGUCGUGAUGACGGUGCUCAUUGGGGGAAUGAUCGUGCUGACUGAGCGGUCCCUCGCUCGAGCCGGAGGACACCUUCAGGAUGCGCCACCGCAGGCAGGAGCCACGUCUUUCGGGCUGCGAUAG